AUGUUUCGUAGCAGAAGCUGGUUUGGAGGAGGCUGGAACCGUCCUAAAAAUCGCCUAUCGCUUGAUCAUCUGAAAUAUUUGUACAGCGUACUUGAGCGUAAUACGACAGUUUCUGAAAGUAACCGAGGGCUGUUAGUGGAAUCGCUGCGCUCCAUAGCAGAAAUACUGAUCUGGGGCGAUCAAAAUGAUUCUUCCGUGUUCGACUUCUUUUUGGAAAAGAAUAUGCUUUCCUAUUUUCUGCAUAUUAUGCGACAAAAGAGUGGAGGAUCCAGUUUUGUUUGCGUACAACUUCUACAAACAUUGAACAUUCUGUUUGAAAACAUCCGGAAUGAGACAUCGCUAUACUAUUUACUCAGCAACAAUUUGGUGAACUCGAUUAUAGUUCACAAGUUUGAUUUCUCGGACGAGGAUGUGAUGGGAUAUUACAUAUUGUUCCUAAAGACGUUAAGCCUAAAGCUUAACACUCACACGAUACACUUUUUCUAUAAUGAGCAUACCAACGAUUUUCCACUCUAUACGGAAGCAAUCAAAUUCUUUAACCAUCCCGAGUCAAUGGUACGCAUAGCCGUACGCACGAUUACACUCAACGUGUAUAAGGUGCAGAAUCCGAACAUGCUGCAAUUCAUACGAGACAAAACGGCAGCGCCGUACUUCAGCAAUUUGGUAUGGUUCAUAGGGAAACAUAUCCUGGAGUUGGAUAAUUGCGUUCGGAAUGACAUUGAUCAUCAAUCGCAGCACCGUUUGGCGAACCUUGUGGCGGAACAUUUAGAUCAUUUGCACUAUCUGAACGACAUUCUCUGCCUCGAUAUCGCUGAUCUAAAUGCUGUCUUGACCGAACACCUGCUUCACAAAUUAUUUGUACCGCUGUACAUAUUUUCGCUGACCCCGUCACCACCCAUGUCGAUGGCCGUCGUAACUUGUAACUUGGCAGCCGUUUUAAACAAAGUCGUUGAUAUCGAUAUCAAGGAGAUGAACAACCCACGAGUCGCGAGCGUGGUGGCGUUGUUUCUCCUUUCGCUCGUGUUUCUCGUCAUCACCCAUCGGCCGCUCAUCAACGCGCUUACGUGGGUCAUUUUGAAUGCAGACCAUACCGUUUUUAAGGAGGGCGCCGCACAAGUGCUAAACGCGUACAUCGAUAAUCGCGAGGUGGUAGCCUUGGGGUUCGUUCAACCAGUUGAAAGUCUAGAAGAAGCACUAGAAAGCACGGUAUCAUCUUCUGCCAGCAGUAGUAGCAGUAAAAGUGGCGAAAGCCGUGCAAGUAGUAGCAGAACUUCCACUACAUCUUUAGAUUCUCCUAGCCCGCCAACGCUUUCCGAAGAGAUUGAGAAGGUCAAUAUUACCGAUGAAGAAAAGGAGAAACUUCUUCUCAAUGCAUAUCGGACCCCUGAGACGAAUCGUCCUUUCCUUGACAUGGUGUUAUCCUCGCUUGAUUGUACCGAGAACGAUUUCCUGGCUUUGUUAGCGUUAUGUUUGCUUUACGCUUUAACAAAUAACAAAGGUGUCAACGCGGAAUGGUUAGAAAUUGUUUUAAAUCGAUCGUCACCAUCAAACCGAACUCAGUACAAUAUCGUUCUGCUGGAGAAGCUACUACAGAUAGUCAACAUUUCAAGCCAACCGUCUUGUCGCAUACGGCUUGUUACUACGGAAUUGACACUAAAGUUACUAGGGCAAAUUAUUUGCUCUAGCUCUGAGGAUUCUUCAGUUUCUGAAGAGUAUCUAUCCUCUCUCAAUCAGGCUCGUAACCAGGCGAUGAAUGUGUUGAAAAAUUUCUACAAAUCGGAGGAUAUUUUCUUGGAUCUUUUUGAAGAUGAAUACAACGAAAUGAUGAAAACUACGUUGAAUGUGGAAUUUCUCUGCAAUGACUCGACUAUUUUGUUACCCCCCACCGGUACACCAUUAACAGGCAUCGGAUUUACGCGUCGCUUGCCAUGCGGAGAAGUGGAGAAAGCACGCCGCGCAAUUCGAGUGUUCUUCCUUUUUCGCCGCAUGAGUCAGAUGAUAUCGGGCGAGAAGGAGUUGCUUCUUCCACUAACAAAUUUGAGCCAAUGUGUCCAAAUAGAUAAUGCACUUGAUUUGAAUAAUAGCGAUCUUAUCGCCUGUACCGUCGUAAUGCGAGAUGGUACUAAAUAUCGUCGUUUUCUGGUUAUGGAUAUCCUGCAACUCAUACUAGUUGAGCCGGAUAGCAAGCGAUUAGGGUGGGGUGUGGCAAAAUUCAUCGGUUUCUUGCAGGAUGUUGAGGUGAACGGCGAUAAGGAGGACUCGCGUAGCUUGCAUCUUACCAUUCACCGAGGCGGUGCGACUAACAACCGGACUCCUAUAUUAUCGGCAAAGUUUAUGUUCGAUGAUCAUAUCCGAUGUAUGGCAGCUAAGCAGAGAUUGACGAAAGGCCGAAGUAAAGCGCGACAGAAAAAGAUGUUUCAAAUUGCGCAGUUACUCGAAAUACCGGGGCAGCUGAAUGAUUCCUCGUUUCCAUCACUGUCGGCGGGUGGCACUGCACCGAGUGGCACACCAUCGUUAAGACACGGAUCCUCCGCACGACAAGGGAGGGAGCAUCGACCCCUGUUUUCUACCAGCAAUCGGGUUCCUGGUGUAGCGGCAGCUUUGAGGCGUGAUAGUAUGCCUUCGGGCAGCGUGAGUCGAGUGCAGAUGAGCGCAAGUCGUUCAAGCGAAGGUCCACGCAUACCACGGCCACGUUCGGAGGAAAUCCCAUUAGAAGAUUUUCGUCGUUCGCAAAACUCUAGCCCGGUCUCUCGUAAUUCAUCGAACAAUCCAUCCCGCUCCCAUACGCCGUCACGGUUAACGCUAGAACCAAUGAGUGUAGUCAACAUCUUACCGACCGUCGGUAGCAGUGGAAAUGGGAAUGGUGCGAACGGUGGUGUUCUGAGUGGUUCAUUCAAGGAUCAAACCAUUCCCAAUGUUAUCUCAACCGGGGUCGUACAGCCGACAGCGGCAGUAGCUGCCCUGCCCGUAACGACCCUUUCCGUACCGCAAGAGAUGAGCCCAACGUCGGAGGAAACGUCUUUUAUAGCGAAUGAGGAACGCCAAAAGAAACGCGGAGCUAUAGAAACAGUGUAAAAGAUACACGUUGUUAUGCGUCGUUAACCUCACCAAAACGAUAUUUGGAGUGUGUAUUUUUUGUAUUUAUUUUUGAUAGGUCAAAUAAGUUUUAUUGUUGAGAUUUCUGAUGUUUAGUUCGACUAGGAAAUACAUAACACACCUGCCGAUGUAA
Anopheles nili is the source of this 3229-nucleotide messenger RNA. RefSeq names its product protein CLEC16A homolog (gene ema). The transcript is spliced from 11 exons. Gene Ontology annotation, biological process: regulation of autophagosome maturation; endosomal transport; endosome to lysosome transport. The coding region runs from base 1 to 3075 and encodes 1024 amino acids. Gene Ontology annotation, cellular component: late endosome; endolysosome membrane. NCBI's taxonomy places the organism in Eukaryota, Metazoa, Arthropoda, Insecta, Diptera, Culicidae. The record is from RefSeq and is a predicted model, not a curated record.